CUCACAGCUACCCGAAAGAUUAGACUAACGACCUUCUACUGAGAUUUCUAUCAUUAAGUCCACUAUUCAGGGCUGACCAAUUAGAGGAAUAAACCCAGCGGGGAUCUGGUCAACCCUAGGUCCGAAUGGUACUAGUUGGUGACCGUCAAAGUUAGAUUUAUACAUAUAUUUUUAAAAUUCUUUCGUAAACAGGGCAUCUAAGAGGUGAGAAAUGGCAGCUGGGAGAUGGAUUUCACUUUUUCUGAUGAUCGCAGUGGUCACCGGGCAAGAUCUUGUGUGUCCGGAGGAACAGCUGGCCGAGUGUAAGGAGGCCCCCCAAAUGAAGACCCUGUUCUUAGAAGACGCUUGUAAAUAUUUUGAUGUUCUGAGGAACUGUAUCGCGCAGUAUUCUUGGGAAUGCGCGGAAGCCGGCUCAGCAUUAUACCAAAAAAUGGUGCAAGAAAUGCUUACAAACAAAGAAACGUUUUGCAAAGACACGAAGCCAGUGUGUGAUGAGAAGAACCUAGAGGCCUGUUUUGUUCAGUACAUCGAUCUGACUAGUGCGAACCUCCAAGACCCGGCUACAUUUCCCGUGUUAUGCAGGAAUUUCACCGAGUUAUCCGACUGUUACUCCAAGGCUUCUGCUCCGUGUUAUGGGGACCCAAUGUUCGUCAAUUCUCACUGGGAGGGAAUCUUUGGACAAGUGAAGAUCAACUGUCUAUCAACGUCAGAAUGUAACUAUUUUGAGAUGUCCAAGUGCGCAAACAUGUUGUACGAGGCCCUGACGAGUCUUGCGACCAUUCCUUCUUCUGCAUUUCUCAACGCGGCGUGCAGUGCGUAUGUCAAGUUUGAGCCCUGUAUGGAGCCUCUCCUAACGAUGUGCAUGGCAAGCUGGAGCGCUAAGUACGAGGACUUCCUUUUCCAAAUGCAAAAUAGCGCCUAUUUUGUCGAAGUUCUGUGUAAGAACCAUUUUCUCGGCCUUAUACAACACACUACGUGCUAUGAUAAACAGGAAGUUCAGACCAAGGCGGACGAAACCUGUACGAACCCCUUAAUGUCCGUCACUUUCGCCGGGCCACCUGAUGAAGUGUCCCUCUGCAGAUCCUUUAAAUCCUACGUUGACUGUUUGAAAGGCUUCAUUGAGGUCCAGUGUCCCGGAGAGGCGGGAGCUGCCCUGGCGAUAGCGGCGUACCACGAGUCCUGGUUGUCAGAAAAUAUCAAGACAUUGCUAGGGGUCCAAUGUCCGCCACUCGGGUACUACUCGGGCCCUGAAGAAACAACUACAAUGCCGCAAUGGCCAACCGGCCAUCUCCUGAUACCGAGCACCACAGAGGCACCACCUCCGCCGCCAAGCAGUCUUGAGCCACAAACGUUCAAUCCAGGAUUUGCAACACCAGAACCAACACCGCCAGCCACCACCUUGAAAAAUGUAGAGGACAAACCUGGGGCAAGCUCCGGCGAAGUUUGCAGACUGUCCCGAGUUUUCUCUGGAGUUUUAUUCGUGUCUAUGACAUUUUUGGUAAUAUAAUUAAUGCAGUACCCGUUAUCAUAGCACAACACGAGUUUGUGUUGUGCUCAGGAAAAAUUCUUAAAUUUUAAUUUUUAGAUGACAACAUAUAUUCGCUCCGUGGCCGUCAAUUGUUAAGAACAGCAAAACGGUCGCGUGAACAAUAAGCCCAAAUGAUAAAAGAAAACAUGUGCAGUGUCCAUAUUAAAACUUAUCGUUUAAACUUUUGUGAUUAUUAAGAUUGUCCAUUACAAAAAACAGUGUGUACAUCAAAGCAGAGCUCAGUCGUCUCUUUUAAUAUGUCAUAUAAACAACUUUUCACUUUUUCUGAAAUAAAGUUACUUAAAAUGAGCAAAAUUUCAAUUCAGUAAUUACUUUCACAACUUACAGGUGUAUACUUAUUUUUAGCAGAUGUUUAUACACUUAUUUUUCUAAGCCUUCCCGUGUUGGCUUGAGAAAUCCAUUUAUAUUUCAGAUUUCAAAAAAUGUGUAUAAACACUUGAUCCUUAUUAAAAAGAAGGAAAGGUAAUCUUUAAAACAAAUAACUUUUUCUCAACGUAAGCCAAUGAAAGGUAUAGUUCUUUAUAUACAAAGCAUUGUUUGUAUAAAACUGAUACAUGCUGUCAAAACAAGCCAUUGUCUGUCAAAAGCUUGAAGUGUUAUUGUCAACAAUGAAUGUAUUUUUAUAACGUAUAGAAACAUAUAAUAUCAAUAAUCAUCACGUUAUAUUGUCACUCAUGUAAUAAGAUUUUUGUUGAAUGUUGUGUUUAUCGAUUUGAAAACCGAUGUUAACAUCGAGGAAUCUGAAAAAAGAAAAUAUUGUUUUUUAAUUGUACUUAAUAUUAACAGAGUUUGUAAUACAACCUAAUGUUUUAUUCCAUUUGUACAUUUUCAUAAAUAAGUACUAUAUUAAAAGGUUACGAAAA
Messenger RNA from Magallana angulata, 2412 nucleotides. RefSeq lists its product as uncharacterized. The coding region runs from base 212 to 1507 and encodes 431 amino acids. The transcript is spliced from 10 exons. NCBI's taxonomy places the organism in Eukaryota, Metazoa, Mollusca, Bivalvia, Ostreida, Ostreidae. The record is from RefSeq and is a predicted model, not a curated record.